This is a messenger RNA of Pseudonaja textilis, 889 nucleotides long. NCBI's taxonomy places the organism in Eukaryota, Metazoa, Chordata, Lepidosauria, Squamata, Elapidae. The record is from RefSeq and is a predicted model, not a curated record.
CCGCCUCGUCUCCGGGCCGCGCAGGGCCCCCCAACCCGAAGGGCCGAUCCCGGGAGGCGCAGGGAGGCCGAGCCGAGCCCCGGCCGCGUUCCGGCCAUGAAGCCCCCGAGGGUGCCGGACCCGCGGAAGCUGCUGGCCGGGCUGGCGGCGGGGCGCGCUGACGGGGGAGUCCCGGCGCUGGACGAGCAGCGGGGGGGGGGGGAGAGGAGGCUGCAGUGCCGGGCCCGGCAGACUCGCGAGCGGCGGCUGCGGAAGCUGAUGGGGCCCCCGGAGGCCCCCGAGCCCCGCGCCCUGAGCCUCCGCGCGAUGGAGCAGAUCCGGUACCUCCGCAGCGCCUUCCCCGAGGAGUGGCCGGCCGGCCGCCUGGCGCAAGGCUUCGGCGUGACGCCCGAGGUCAUCCGCCGGGUGCUGAAGAGCCGCUUCCGCCCGUCGCCCGAGCGGGGCCUGAAGCAAGACGCCCGCGCCGGCGCCCGCCCCAGCCCCGCGCCCGCCUGCGAAGCCGCCCCGCCGGCCCUGGAGCUUCCCGCCGGACUCUGGCAGGAAGGGGCGGCCGUCUCCCGGGCCCGCCUCUCGGGGCUUUUCGCCGGGGACCCGUCCGUGGCGGUGGGCAGGCGGCCCGAGGGAGCCCGGGGCUCAGCCGGGAAAGCGGGCAAAGCGAGGGCGCCGCGCAGCCGCUCGAAAGAAGCCCCCGGGGAGGGUCCCGAAGGGCCGGCCGCCUGGUGACGCUGCCCCUGGGCCGGGAGGGCCUGCGGCUUCCUGCCUCCCGCCCUCCCAAGGCAGAACCGUGAAGGGGGGAUGGAGCCCGCCUGGCUGGCCGCUCGCCACCCCUUGUGCGUUUGUCCAACGUGCGGGUUGCCCUCCAAGCGGCCGGGCUGGUCCCGUCCCUUUA